This is a messenger RNA of Lindgomyces ingoldianus, 1160 nucleotides long. RefSeq names its product RTA1-domain-containing protein. The transcript has 2 exons. Bases 109 to 1038 code for a protein of 309 amino acids. Lineage: Eukaryota; Fungi; Ascomycota; Dothideomycetes; Pleosporales; Lindgomycetaceae. The record is from RefSeq and is a predicted model, not a curated record. Gene Ontology annotation, cellular component: fungal-type vacuole; plasma membrane.
CUAUCCAUUCGUUCUCAUUCAUACCUCGACUAGGGAUUUUUUUAGCUCCCAGUUAUUCCUCUCUAACAUCUCUUUCCAUCCCAACUUUCCACAGCAACCACCACCGCUAUGGGUCGUCCUGAGCACGCAGAUACAUGCACGGAAAUCAGUCUCGCAUGUCCCAUCGAGGCCACAAUUUACGGCUACUACCCCAACCUCGGCGCUAAUGCCUUCUUCGCUGCCUUCUUCGGCAUCUGCAUGAUCGCCCAAAUUCUUCUUGGUGUCAAAUACCGAACAUGGACUUACAUGAUAGCCCUGACCUUGGGCUGUCUAGGAGAAAUGGUCGGCUACAUCGGACGUAUUAUAAUGCACGGCAACCCAUGGAGUGAUAUCGGCUUCCAGAUUCAGAUCUGCUGUCUGAUCAUUUCGCCUGCUUUUGUCGCAGGUGGUAUCUACCUCACUCUCAAGCACAUUGUCUUGAACUUCGGCGAGAAGUGGUCGAGACUUCGCGCUGGAUGGUAUACCUGGAUCUUCAUCUCUUGUGACAUCUUGUCUCUCGUCCUCCAGGGCGCCGGAGGAGGUAUCGCUGCCACUGCCGAUACCGGAUCUAGCAUGUUGGAUGUUGGAACCAACCUCAUGAUCACUGGAGUCAUCUUCCAAGUUGUUGUGCUCGUCUUCUUUGGCUACUUCCUCGGCGAAUACACCUUACGCACACAUCGCCACCGUGAUGAACUCUCUUCUGAGUCUCUCAAGCUCCUCAACUCGUCCCCCUUCCGAAUGUUCAUGUGCGCCGUUGUGAUCGCCUAUAUUGGCAUCCUUGGUCGAUGCGCUUACCGUAUUCCCGAGCUCACUGAUGGCUGGGGCAGCGACAUCAUGCGCAAUGAGGUUGAAUUCAUUGUGCUCGAGGGCGCGAUGAUUGUUAUCUCUGUACUAGUCCUGACUGUCUUCCAUCCUGGAUACUGUUUCCCGGCUCUUGCCAACACUAUUGGAAAGAAGAAGGCUUCGCACCAGAAGGCUCUGAGUGAGGACUCUGGCGAGGAGAUGAUGGCUCGUGCGUAAGCACUUGCCACCGCUAAACUGUUCGAUCCGCCCCAUUGCUGGGCUAUUGGAAUUUUUCUUAUGUUGGGGUUGGGCUUAUGUUUUGAUAUCAUACCUACUACUGUUGUUGGACGGCUAUGGCG